Molecule: messenger RNA, 1359 nt
Organism: Procambarus clarkii (red swamp crayfish)
Lineage: Eukaryota; Metazoa; Arthropoda; Malacostraca; Decapoda; Cambaridae
Source: RefSeq, a predicted model, not a curated record
AUGACUGCAAGAACUAAAAUAGAAGUUUUAAGUGAAAAUUUUGAGAGGAAAAUAUUUGAAAUUGAAGAAAAAACUUCCGGACCAGCCAGAGACUCCAGGGACCAGCCAGAGACUCCAGGGACCAGCCAGAGACUCCAGGGACCAGCCAGAGACUCCAGGGACCAGCCAGAGACUCAGGGACCAACCAGAGACUCCAGGGACCAGCCAGAGACUCAGGGACCAGCCAGAGACUCAGGGACCAGCCAGAGACGUCAGAGACCAGCCAGAGACUCCAGGGACCGACCAGAGACCCAGGGACCAGCCAGAGACUCCAGAGACCAGCCAGAGACUCAGGGACCAGCCAGAGACUCAGGGACCAGCCUGAGACUCCAGGGACCAGCGAGAGACUCCAGGGACCAGCCAGAGACUCCAGGGACCAGCCAGAGACCCAGGGACCAGCCAGAGACUCCAGGGACCAGCCAGAGACUUCAGGGACCAGCCAGAGACUCCAGGGACCAGCGAGAGACUCCAGGGACCAGCCAGAGACUUCAGGGACCAGCUAGAGAAUCCAGGGACCAGCCAGAGACUCCAGGGACCAGCCAGAGACCCCAGGGACCAGCCAGAGACUCCAGGGACCAGCCAGAGACCCAGGGACCAGCCAGAGACUCCAGGGACCAGCCAGAAACUCCAGGGAACAGCCAGAGACUCCAGAGACCAGCCAGAGUCUCCAGGGACCAGCCAGAGAUUCCAGGACCAGCCAGAGACUCCAGGGACCAGCCAGAGACUCCAGGGACCAGCCAGAGACUCCAGGGACCAGCCAGAGACCCCAGGGACCAGCCAGAGACCCCAGGGACCAGCCAGAGACUCCAGGACCAGCCAGAGACCCAGGGACCAGCCAGAGACUCCAGGGACCAGCCAGAAACUCCAGGGACCAGCCAGAGACUCCAGAGACCAGCCAGAGUCUCCAGGGACCAGCCAGAGACUCCAGGGACCAGCCAGAGACUCCAGGGACCAGCCAGAGACUCCAGGGACCAGCCAGAGACUCCAGGGACCAGCCAGAGACCCCAGGGACCAGCCAGAGACUCCAGGGACCAGCCAGAGACUCCAGGGACCAGCCAGAGACUCCAGAGACCAGCCAGAGUCUCCAGAGACCAGCCAGAGACUCCAGGGACCAGCCAGAGACUCCAGGGACCAGCCAGAGACUCCAGAGACCAGCCAGAGACUCCAGGGACCAGCCAGAGACUCCAGAGACCAGCCAGAGACUCCAGAGACCAGCCAGAGACUCCAGGGACCAGCCAGAGACUCCAGGGACCAGCCAGAGACUCCAGGGACCAGCCAGAGACUCCAAAGAACCGCAUCAAUAUCCAUGAAAACAAAUAA